This is a messenger RNA of Drosophila elegans, 3857 nucleotides long. RefSeq names its product structural maintenance of chromosomes protein 2 (gene SMC2). The transcript is spliced from 7 exons. The coding region runs from base 100 to 3639 and encodes 1179 amino acids. The record is from RefSeq and is a predicted model, not a curated record. Gene Ontology annotation, biological process: chromosome organization. Gene Ontology annotation, molecular function: ATP hydrolysis activity; ATP binding; protein binding. NCBI's taxonomy places the organism in Eukaryota, Metazoa, Arthropoda, Insecta, Diptera, Drosophilidae. Gene Ontology annotation, cellular component: chromosome.
AUUUUAGCGGUUCAGCUACGGUCACACUAAAUGCGGUAAAAUUUUAACGCGGAAUUAAAGCAAAGGACGCCAGGAAUCGGUAAACCGCAACGCAUUGAAAUGUACGUGAAGAAGCUUGUGCUUGAUGGCUUCAAGUCCUACGGUCGGCGUACGGAAAUUGAAGGAUUCGAUCCGGAGUUUACGGCCAUCACGGGUUUGAACGGCUCCGGCAAAUCAAACAUCUUGGACAGCAUCUGUUUCGUGCUGGGAAUCAGUAAUCUUCAGAAUGUGCGCGCCUCAGCUCUCCAGGACUUGGUGUACAAAAACGGACAGGCGGGCAUCACCAAGGCCACUGUUACCAUCGUGUUCGACAACACAAACGCCGCUCAGUGCCCGCAGGGCUACGAGAAGUGCCGGGAGAUCUCUGUGGCCCGCCAGGUCGUCGUCGGCGGCAAGAACAAGUUCCUUAUCAAUGGCAAACUAGUGCAGAACAAGAAAGUGCAGGACUUUUUCUGCUCGAUCCAGUUGAACGUCAACAACCCGAACUUCCUCAUUAUGCAGGGCAAGAUCCAGCAAGUCCUGAACAUGAAGCCCAAGGAUGUUCUGUCCAUGGUGGAGGAGGCAGCAGGUACCAGUCAGUACAAAACAAAGCGAGACGCCACCAAAACCCUUAUCGAAAAAAAGGAGACCAGAGUGCGGGAAACCAAGGCUUUGCUAGACGAGGAAGUGCUGCCCAAGCUGGUUAAACUUCGCCAGGAGCGUUCUGUCUACCAGGAAUAUCAGAAAAUCUGCCGUGACAUUGACUUCCUGAUCAGGAUCCACAUUUCCGCCAAGUAUCUCAAGCAAUGCGAAACCCUGAAAACGGUGGAGGCCAAUGAGAAGAAAAUUGAGGAUCGUAUAGCCAACUGCAAGGCCACACAGGCCAACAAUCUAAAGGAAGUCGAGACCAUUGAUAGCUCCGUGAAUGAGAUGCAGCAGCAGAUUGAUGCAAAAAUGGGUGGCUCCAUCAAAGAACUGGAAACGCAGCUUAAUGAGAAGCAGAAACUGCGGGCUACUGCCUCGGGUAGUUUAAACACUGCCCAGGCAAGAAUUAAACAGGAUGAGACAAAGAUUCGCAUAGCCUUAAAAAAUAUAGAGGAUGAUGUACGUGCCCUCACUAAAAAACAGGCGGACAUGGCCAAGCUUAAAGACGAGUUUGAAAGCCUGAAAGAAGCCGAUGCCACGGACUCCAAAGCGUAUGAGGAUGCUAAAAAGAAGCUAGAGGCUGUCUCACAGGGACUGUCCACUAACGAAGACGGUCAGGCCUCAACACUACAAGAACAGUUGAGGGCGGCAAAUAUACAGUUCAGUGAGGCACAAGCCACCAUCAAGACCUCUGAGAAUGAGCUGCGCCACACGCGAGGUGUCUUAAAGCAGAAAGAAGGGGAGAUACAGACCAACGAUGCCGCCUACAUAAAGGAUAAGAGUCUACAUGACCAGUUGGUGGUGGAGAUCAAGAACCUAGAACGGCAGCUGCAAGGGCUCAACUAUGAGGGCGGUCAGUUUGAGCAGCUGAAACAGCGUCGAAAUGAUCUACACAUGCGCAAACGCGAAAUCAAACGGAAACUGGAUGGCUGCAAUGCUUCCCGCUAUGAUCUGCAGUACCAGGACCCAGAGCCAAACUUUGAUCGGCGCAAGGUGCGCGGUAUGGUGGGCAAAUUGUUCAAGGUCAAAGACAUGAUGAACUCCAUGGCUCUUGUGAUGACGGCAGGAGGAAAUUUAUACAGCUACGUGACUGACGACGAUGUUACCUGCAAAAGAAUCCUGCAGAGGGGCAACCUUCAGCGCCGUGUCACAUUUAUUCCCAUCAAUAAGAUUCAGUCGGGCUCGCUCAAUAGAAAUGUCGUGGAAUACGCUCAGAACAAAGUUGGUGCCGAAAACGUUCAGUGGGCCAUGUCGUUGAUCAACUACGAUCGCUGCUAUGAACCUGUGAUGAAGUAUUGCUUUGGUGGAACCCUUAUCUGCAGGGAUCUUGAAAUCGCCAAACAGAUUAGCUACGAUCCGCGUAUUAAUUGCCGAUCUGUGACUUUGGAAGGAGAUGUAGUUGAUCCCCAUGGCACUGUAUCCGGAGGUGCUGCUCCCAAGGGUGCUAAUGUGCUGGAGGAACUGUAUUCUAUCAACAAAAUUGAAAGGGAGUACAGGGAGAUCGACUCAGAGAUCUCGCAAGUUGAAGAGGAAAUGGCAUCUAUUGAAAACCUAGCCCACUCGUUUAACAAGAUGAAAGAGAACCUGGAAUUGCGUCAGCAUGAGCUUACUGAGUGCCAGAGCAAGUUGGCCCAAACGACCUUUCAACGAAAUCAGGCGGAAAUAGAAGAGAUAAAGGAGAGAGUCAAGACUCUGGAGCAGCAAAGUGUAGACGCCCGGGAGAAGCAGAAGACCUCGCAGGCCAAAAUCAAGGAAAUCGAGGCCAAGUUGGCAGACUCCAAAAGCUAUCGCGAACGAGAGCUAAAAGCUGCUACCAGCGAAGUUAAUGCCACCAAGCAGCGGGCGGAGAAAUCCCAGGCAAAUUGGAAGAAACGAGAGCAGGAGUUUGAAACUCGUCAGUUGGAGAUAAAGGAACUGCAGAAAACUAUCGAAACAGCAAAGCAACAGCAUCAGGAGAUGAUUGACAACCUGGAAGAAUUCAAGGCCGACCUGGACGCCUUGAAAGCGAACAGCUCCAGUGCUGCUUCCGAGGUAGCAGAGCUGGAGCAGGCCAUAAAGAUGCAGAGGGACAAACUAAACGCCCAGAACAAUGAGAUGCAAAAUCUGAUGGUCAAGAAGCGCAAACUGCUGGAACAGAAUGAGAAAAUUGUGCUAGAGGUGAAGAAGAAGGAAAGUGACCAGAAAGAUAUCAUUUCGCAGGCCAAGGAGGCAAAGAAACGAAUGGAAACUCUCGAGACGAAAUACCCCUGGAUCCCAGAGGAGAAGAACUGCUUUGGCAUGAAGAACACCCGGUACGACUACAGCAAGGAGGAUCCCCACGAGGCCGGCAAUAAGCUGGCGAAGAUGCAGGAAAAGAAGGACAAAAUGGAGUUGAGCCUCAAUAUGAACGCCAUCAUGGUGCUGGACCGCGAGGAGGAGAACUUCAAGGAAACCGAACGCCGCCGAAACAUUGUGGCGAUGGACAAGGAAAAGAUCAAGAAAAUCAUUGUGAAGAUGGACGAGGAAGAGCAGGAUCAGCUGAACCGAGCGGCUGCUGAGGUGAACACGAACUUUAGCGGAAUCUUUAGCUCCCUUCUACCAGGAUCCGAUGCCAAACUCAAUCCCGUUCAUACCAAUGGCUGCUUGACGGGCUUGGAGAUCAAGGUGGGCUUCAAUGGAGUGUGGAAGGAGAGUCUGGGUGAGCUUUCCGGUGGCCAAAAGUCGCUGGUGGCCUUAUCUCUUGUUCUAGCCAUGCUGAAGUUUUCUCCGGCUCCCCUGUACAUUUUGGAUGAGGUGGACGCCGCUCUGGACAUGUCGCACACGCAGAACAUUGGCAGCAUGCUGAAGAAGCACUUCACCAACUCGCAGUUCUUAAUAGUGUCCCUCAAGGAUGGUCUCUUCAAUCAUGCCAACGUAUUAUUCCGCACACUUUUUGAGGAGGGCGUGUCCACCAUCACCAGGCAGGUCAGCAGGCAGGCGACCACCAACAAACGCUGAUCAUGGACUCGUAUUAUUUAUUAUUUUUAAGAAAUCUCCAAUUCUUAAACAUUUCCUUUUCAUUUUGGUGAAAGUUGGACCGAUUCGAAUAUUUCCUGCUUAUUUUUACUUUGUACCAAGUGUAUUGGCAUUCAAAGGAUCCACUUUUUUAGCUUUGGCUCCAUUGUUAAACAUCCAUCAGUUUAUUACAUGAUUAAAGUUUAAAUUUGUCUAUAAAA